Molecule: messenger RNA, 1764 nt
Organism: Fusarium tjaetaba
Lineage: Eukaryota; Fungi; Ascomycota; Sordariomycetes; Hypocreales; Nectriaceae
Exons: 4
Coding region: 1-1764 (587 amino acids)
Source: RefSeq, a predicted model, not a curated record
AUGAAGAGGCACAUCCUUUUUGCGGUUCUUCUAAAAGGUGUAGCUGCCACCCCGGAGCAAGACCUUGCACCGAGAGAAGCAGACACAUAUUGUGUAACCUAUCUUUCUACGUACCUCGCUGCGAUCCCGAACAACGAAGGGCCCUUCAGUUCAAUGGAUGAUGCACCGGAUACUGAAGACAAAGAAACCGGCAGGUUUCCCUUGGCUCCGUCGAUCCGUCCGACUUUUGGGAGGAAUACUUCCAUUGCCACUGCAAGCACUAUAGACCCGAGGACCUCGCAGAUAGAUGGAGAGACAUCUCAAUUGGCAGAAUUUGAGUCAGGGUCUUUGUCGGUAGAUCUACCUCUGUCGAGUGAAAACACACCUACAACUCCAUCGUCCUUCCAAACAACCUUUGGUCAAACAACCUUUGGUCAAAUAACACUUGCUGCUCCUACAACAACUGGCCUAGUCGAACCAGAAGGGCAGACAGUAAUUUUCCUCAUCCAACUUCCCGACGACGACCGAAAGCGCAGUAUCAAUAGGCGAGCAGUCGGAGGCUUUGUUGGAGACGGCAGUCCCGAUACCUGCAAAUUUGCAGCCAGCUUCAAUCUUGCCGAGGGCCAGCUCUUCAAGAACGGAAAUCCCAUCUAUUAUGAUGGUGAGGACUUCAAAGAGCUGGAUAGUCAAGGGACUCCGCCGGCAGAUGCAAUUACAAAGGGCUUUGCCUCAACUGGAACAUCGCUUACUUUCCGAAAUGAAGGUCUUCCGAAUGGAGAGGCAGGCUUUUGUCAGACUUCUGAUGGACACGUUUAUAUCACGUUUACAUCUGCGCCGGCUGGUUGUACACCAGUCGCCCUUGGUGUUUUUGACGUUUCUCGGUGUCGGAAUGGCAAGCUUGUUGGUGUUGAUGAUAUUAGCUCCGCUCCGACUGCGACACCUACUCAAGAGAGCAGCACCGUGUCGGAAGAAUUCAGCGGACUUUCCUCUGAAGCCGUCGAACCAUCUAUCUCCAGCUUCGGUGUGACAACACUCCAGCCUGGCGUGAUAUCAUCUUCCGAAACGCCGCCGAGCAUUGAAGACGUGGCCUCAACUACAUCACUGGAGGUAGAUGACUCAACCUCGGAGUCCUCCGUCGACUCGAUUUCGGAAUCAUCAUCAUCUGAGCUUGCCGAAUCUACCAGCAAACUGGACAUCGCUUCCACCACGUUAGCCACGCUAGAAUUGUCGUCUGAAGGGAUAACGAUAUCAUCUGUAGGGACAACGACUGAGUCUAUGGAUGAAGCAACCCUAGAAACAACUAGCAAUGAAGUCACCACGGAAGUCUCUACUACCGCAGACGAAAGAACUGACCAGAGCAUUACGACUCCAGAAAUUCCAACUACUACUGCUGACGCCUGCGUAGCAGGGAUUACCUCGGCGGGAGGCUCGCCUCCCCUGCAAGAUCGUAUCGAUGACUGCGAAGAGUUGAACAGAGUUACAGUUAGCCCUUACACUGUCGAUGGGACUCGUCCCCGUCAAGAUCCCGAUGCGACUACCAUUUUCCCCACCGAGACACCUGCCUAUGCUACUUAUUGUGACUCGGCUGAGGAGUAUUAUGAUGCGUGCUCUAGUGCUGGUGUUACUGCUAUGACGACUACUCUGCCUACCCCUACUGAAAGUGAGACGGAUGAAGGGCCUGGGUGUCGUGCGGCGUCGCUGGUUAAGAGGGCUGGGGAAGGUUUGGGAUAUCAGUUUGAGGAUGAAUGGGAUGUCAUCCGCCUGCCGGGAUGGAGGUACUUCUGA